AUGGUGUACCUUGAGGUACAAACCGACGAUGGUGACGCCCAAAGAGAGUUUCACCUUGAUGUACGACCACGUAAGGAGUAUGUAGAACGCAGUGCGAGUACUAAGUCAGGUAUACCGCUGAACGUUAUGAUGGUGGGCAUGGAUUCCACGUCACACGCGCAUUUUCAUAGGAAACUGGGAGCAGUCUAUGAGUAUUUGAGGGACGAGCUACACUCGGUCAUAUUCAAUGGACAUUCGAUUGUUGGUGAUGGCACCACUGAGAAUGUCGUAGGGAUGCUUGUUGGUCGUUUUCUAGAUGAAUUGCCUGAAGGCCGAAAAGGGAGGCCUGGUGCCGAGUGUAUCGACCGCUGGCCACUAAUAUUUAAAGACAUGCGAGAACAUGGCUACGUAACAUACUAUAGUGAAGACGAGGUUUGGAACGGUGCGAUUACGGCACGACUUAAAGGUUUUUGUAAACCACCCAUUGAUCAUUACUUACUGCCAUUAUGGUAUGCAGGCCUGAACAAAAUGACAUCGAUGUUUAGAAAAGUGGUAGAGAAAGGCACGUAUAUUAAGGGUCACUGCCUGGGCUCUCAAGCGAUAUACAACGUUAGUUUUGACGCUGUUCAAAGCUUCCUUGACGCUUACCCCAACACGCCAAAAUUCGGGUUUCAAUUCAAUGCAGAUUUUUGCCAUCACGAAUCUUUUAAUUUUAUUUCGCUGGUCGAAGAUAGGCUGUUCAAUUUUCUCAAGCAUUUGAAAGAUAAGAAUUAUCUUAAUAAUACUUUGUUAAUUUUAUUUGGAGAUCACGGACUUCGCUACGGUUUUGUCCGUUCCAGUAUUCUUGGCCGGAUGGAAGAGAGAUUACCUUUUCUGUCUAUGACUUUCCCGCCUUGGUUCCAGGCCUCUUAUCCCGAAAUCUAUGCGAACUUACGAAGGAACGCCGAAGUUCUUACCUCGCAUUUCGAUAUCCACGCCACCCUUCGGCAUCUUUUGACGUACCCGAAAGAGCCGCAGGGUUUGCCUCACGGGAGAAGUUUAUUCACAGACAUAGGCUGGAGAACCUGCGAACAGGCGGGGAUACCAUUUCAUUACUGCCCGUGUUUAGACUGGGAUACAGUUAGUGCUGACCACAAAGAUGUGCAGAUGAGCGGGCUCACUGUCGUCAGCAAAAUUAACCGCAUGCUGAAAGAAAGUGGCAUCGACCAAAAAUGCGCAACUUUAAAACUGGGAAAAGUUAAAUCAGCAAUUUUAAUAAAGUCGAAAAUCGGAGGAAAUGAAGAAAGUGGCGCAACAAAUGUCCUGAAGGGUGGUUGCAUGUAUCAACUUCAAGUUGAGACAACGCCAAAUAACGGCCUCUACGAAGCGACGGUACAAAUAAUCUUCGGGGAACCUCAUGUUAAUCCUCAAAUAAGCAGAAUCAACCAGUAUGGAAAUGCAGCGAAUUGUAUUAGGUCUACACAACCAUUACUCAGGAGAUUCUGCUACUGCAUAUGA
Dendronephthya gigantea is the source of this 1476-nucleotide messenger RNA. RefSeq lists its product as uncharacterized. Lineage: Eukaryota; Metazoa; Cnidaria; Anthozoa; Malacalcyonacea; Nephtheidae. The transcript is spliced from 3 exons. The coding region runs from base 1 to 1476 and encodes 491 amino acids. The record is from RefSeq and is a predicted model, not a curated record.